Messenger RNA from Acanthaster planci (crown-of-thorns starfish), 4148 nucleotides. Its product is annotated as protein AMN1 homolog. Gene Ontology annotation, cellular component: SCF ubiquitin ligase complex. The record is from RefSeq and is a predicted model, not a curated record. Gene Ontology annotation, biological process: SCF-dependent proteasomal ubiquitin-dependent protein catabolic process. Gene Ontology annotation, molecular function: protein binding. Lineage: Eukaryota; Metazoa; Echinodermata; Asteroidea; Valvatida; Acanthasteridae.
UCAGCCUACAGGCAUCAAAAUACAAACAGUAGAUGAAAGAUGGCGGACGAUUUGAACAACUUUGCAAUUUCUUCGCUUCUGACGCUGAGUGUGGAUAAGCUCCUCAGUGUCCUCCCUCACCACCUGUCGGAUGUGGAACGCCUCCCUCCUCACAUCAAAAACAAGCUGCUGCACCUGAUGAGCAAAAGAGGCCUGGUGACAGAUGACGUCAUCGACAAGGUAAUUCACAAUGGCACAAAGAUUCUUGACCUUGGAGAGUGUGACAUCACGGAUGAGGGUCUCAAUAAGCUGACUGUUUGCAAGAAUCUCCGGAAGCUUGACUUGAACUCGGCCAAAGAGAGCAGAACGAGAGUGACGUCUGCAGGCCUUCAAGUGGUUGCUCAGUCUUGCCCCCUGCUGCAGGUCCUGUACCUCCGCCGCUGUCUUAACGUCACCGAUGCUGGCCUGAUUGCACUGGCCCAGAACUGUCGCCAGCUGAUGGAGAUCAACAUUGGUGGAUGCCGUCAGAUCACCGAUUCAUCGCUCAUUGCUGUUGGUCAGAACUGCCGCAUGCUGAGAAGCUUUAACUUUUCCAAAUCGCAGGUAUCAGAUGAAGGCGUGAUUGCACUGGCCAUGGGAGUCUGUAAGCAGUCGCUUAUGGAGGUCCACAUGGAUCACUGCAUCCACCUGACAGAUGAUGCAGUUGAAGCAGUUGUACAAUUCUGUCCACGGAUUUCCAUUUUAUUAUUCCAUGGCUGCCCUUGUAUCACAGAUCGCUCAAGACAAGCCCUGGAGGAGAUCCAAGGCCAGCAGUCCCACAUCAAACAAGUCACAUGGACCAUCUACUAGAAUAUCUGGCAGAAUCCAAGCAGCAUGAUGAAAUGCCCUGCGAUAGUGAGACAGCUCAUUUCGACACAUGAAAUGUUUUAGGUGGCUGGCAGUCGAGCAUUCUUAGACACAUGGUAGCCACAGUCAAGAGCUACUAGCUCCGAUCAGUGCUUUCCCUUACACUGGCCCUUGCUCCCCGAGCUGGGCUGAUAUACUUGGACAGGCCGUAACCUGGGAGAGUGUAUGACACCCUGUGAGGGGAUCUGCUCUGAUUUAAGGAGCAUCUCAAAAAGCGGAAUGGGAAUGUGCCGUUGGACUGUUCAUCAGAUCACUCCUGCAUUUCUCUAGAACGGUCUAUUUGCCUGUCAGCACAGACACUGUUCCGUGUUCCAGUGGAACGGUUAAGCCGUUGCAUGGGGCACAUAUGCCCUUGGAACAGUCGGCUGGGAACAGGAACAGUGCAAAUAGGGACACCUGUAAUUGGGCAUUGUGUGUCCAUCUAAUAAUUGUAUUCCUUAGGCAUGCAUCCUUGACGAAGACAGUGAUGCCACAAACUCUGGUUUUCGUUUACAAAAUGGCACAAAACUAGAGGUAGGAAAAAGCAUGGAACGGUCCAACAGAUCGUUCCCACAACGGCAGCCAUUCUUACAUUCGGCUGGGAACACUGACCAUAACAAGUGAAAUGGCCAGUGUGCCCAACUGAGCAUUGGAACCAUUCCAACUUUUAAGAUGCCUUCUUAAGACAAGGAAAUCUUAGAUCCUUUUAGAAAGCCAUCACACCUCGGGUAGGUAGCCUUCAAGGGGGCUGCUACCCUUAUCAGGUGCUAGCAGCCUAAUGCUUUUCACACUUUUGAAGUCACGGCUUGUGAACUCGGGGAUAACUCUCAUACCUCUGUACAGAACUGAGACCCACUAGAGCCAGUUAGAGGGAAAUUAAACCUGUUCUCUGGGAAAGAUACCUCUCAUAUUCCAUUCUCAGUGAAAAGAGUCUUCUAUUGAAAUUCCUUAGGAGUAACUCCUACUAUGCAGUUUCUGGCUUCACUGAUAAUAGAUAAGAGCCUGAAGUGCCUUAGCAGGGCAUUUUUGCAAACCUUAAAACUCAGGUUCAAAGUUACUGGAAACAUAUUCCCUUCCAGGAGGGACCCAUUACAAACAUAGCACAAACUAAACAUGAAUAAAUGCUGUGAAAUGUGUGUGAAACCCAAAUAUUUUAGCAAAAAGAGUAAUAUAUUUCGUUGGCCUCUCCUUCCCCAGGUUCACAUCCCACUAAAACUGUCAACAGAAAGUCUUUAAAAACUUUUUUUUAAUAACAAGUUGCCUUUAUUGGCAUAAUGUACAGUUGUACAUGAAAGUCUAUAAAUUUAAUUUCCAAUAUAAAACAAUAUUUCAACGAAACAAAAAUAACACAAUAAAAUUCCAUGAAACUGAAAAGACUAUCAUAGAACUCAGUGUGCAUUCUUCGCAUGAUUGAGAAGGCAGGUUUUCUAAGUAAUAGAUUUCAUGGACCUGACACACCAGUAUAGUUAAGUAUACUGUAUGUACUCGGUCUGACGCCAAGUACACUGAACUAGUUUUCGUACGAAAUGUGCACAAGCCGGUAGGAUCUUCAUGUGUACAACUGGCAAAGACAUUCAAGUGUGGAACCGACAAAUGUCACCACUGAACGGGGUUAUGAGGGCUCCAACAAAUCUAAUCCCCUAGGUCCCAAGUGAGGUUUCGGUCCCAUGUUACUUUCCAGUGUUACUCCUACCAUUACAAGGCAACUUGAAACAAUGAAUAUCUUCCGGAACAUUGUCGCCUAUUCUUACUUGGAAAAUAACCUAGGUGUCCACCGCUCCUAUCCAUCUGCACCUGUCCACCUGCAAUUGUCAGAUAUCCUAGCCAGCCUGGAAGGGGGCAGGGUAAAGCAAAUGGUACUCUUUUUUUAUCUGGACAGGGGAAGCACAGGUAGUGUCAGUGUCAGGAUCUGUGUAAAACAAAAGGAGAAAAAGAUAACUUUAUUAACUGCUCUCGUAGCAUCACUGAAGACACCCUGUUUAUCCUUCGAUGCUCUGAAACCCCCAGUUACGGCUGGGGCACUGUGCCAGCCAAGGGCACUGAUCUCAAAAUAAAUCUGAAUAGUUGAUUGGCUGUUAUAAUUGAAGCGCCCUCUAAAUAACAAAUCCACAAAAAGCAGAUUUGUGCAUACAUUUUCUGAAGGACGGAAGUUGAUGAGAUUGGGCCCCUCUGCAUUCCAGUGAGGUGAUCGGGAACAAGCCCGUGCAUGUAGCUUUCCUUGUUCAGCUUUCAAUUAUGGCCAGUGAGUGGUCUAGCGCCAAUGUUUUACAUGUACAAUAACUUGUCACAGUGUGCCCGUGUCUUGGAAGUCAGUUUUUUCAAGUCUGACGCUAGUUGAUUUCCCUUGAAACUUAGAAAAAGAAAGGCACCAUUGGCUUACUGCAGUGGGGGAAUUUUGAGGAAUUCAGGCAAUUUCAAGGAGUGUUUGGUAGAAAUGUCUAGAUAGUUAGGGUUUACAUCCAAAUCAAGUUGUGCUUCAAUAACAAAUACACUGUACAUUCUCCCUACACCUUUCCUCCCAGUUUCCCAUUUAAUACUAGAAAGGGGCUGACAGCAUUCAUUUACUAAUGUUGCAGACGUCAGAAUACAUGUAGCUAUUUUGGGUCUGAUACGGCACAAUAUCUUCUACUUAUCCUCCAUUCACUAACUCUGCUUCAAAAGUCCACUUUACACGUACAUCCCAAACAAUUAUAACAUGCAAAUACCCUGUUUUCUGAUAUAAUAAACACGGACUUCUUUAAAAUAAACCAAGUUCCCGUCCGUCCGUCCCGUACGUGUGUGAAGACGAUUUCUCACCUUUUUGUUCAGUAUAAUUACUCUGUACAUAUGUACCAGUGUAAUGCAGUUUAAGAAGUGAUUUUGGCAGUGACACUGUCAGCGUGUAUGUACAAGAAGCAAUUUGGUAUAUGUAAUAGUGUUUUGUUUGCUCUUCUCUGCAGGAAUGACAUAAAAUUCAUGGGUAUUUUUUGUUCUUACUAGAGAAGUUCUUGGCACUGCAACAGUUGAACAUUUUGCUCCACAACUGCAUUAAUAGAUCCGGAUUAAUAAGUUAAAUAAAUAGUGUAAAAAUGGUAUUGUGAUGCUAUUUGGUAAUAUGAAGUACAGCAAAUUAUACAGCCUACAAUUUUCAUGUAAAUCGGAAGGCAUUUUUGUGCAAGUGUAUCUGGCAAAGAGAAAACAAGAAAUGCAUGUGGAUUGAUACGUCGCCUGUCUGUAAAGAAUUAUAUUUGUAUCUCAUUGAAUUGUUUUUUUUAAAGAGUAAAGUUUGAUGUUCUGCACAAAUA